Molecule: messenger RNA, 1645 nt
Organism: Hydra vulgaris (swiftwater hydra)
Lineage: Eukaryota; Metazoa; Cnidaria; Hydrozoa; Anthoathecata; Hydridae
Product: SWI/SNF-related matrix-associated actin-dependent regulator of chromatin subfamily D member 1
Biological process (GO): regulation of transcription by RNA polymerase II
Cellular component (GO): SWI/SNF complex; nucleus
Molecular function (GO): transcription coregulator activity
Source: RefSeq, a predicted model, not a curated record
CAAAGCGCGGAUACGUAAACAAAGAUUUUGAUCUUUCGGCGGUUUUUUAAAAUCCUGAUACCAAAUAGUACUGACACAAUAUACAAUCAAUGACCUUCUAGCAAAUAAAAUAACAAAAAAACUCAAACUAAUGUUUAGGCAAAAUUUGCAGGCAGGCGCUUCCCCUGCUCCUAAUCCAAACAUAGCAGCAACAUGGCAACGAGGAAUGAGAACAGGUCAAAGUCCUAAUAUGCAGAUGAGAUCUACAAAUGUUGUUAAUACAGCACCACAUACUCCUGAUAGUAAUAAGCGUCCAGUAGAACUUAAAAAUGCUUCAAAACCUAGUAAAAGUGUGAAGAAAAGAAAGAUAAAAGAUCAGAUAAUUACACAAGAAGUGAUUGAGUUAGUUCCUGAAUCUCAAGCUUAUAUGGAUUUAUUGGCUUUUGAAAAUAAACUUGAUGCUACUAUUACACGAAAAAAGCUUGAUAUACAAGAAGCAUUAAAGAGACCAUUAAAACAAAAGCAAACUUUAAGAAUUUUUGUGUCUACAAAUGUUUAUCCAGCAAAAGUUGAUGAAACUGGAAGAGAAACAGCUCCAGCUGAAUGGGAAGUCCGUAUCGAAGGCAGAUUGUUGAAUGAUCCAGAAGUACAAAAAGAAAGUAACUCAACCAAUCAAAAAAGAAAAUUUUCCUCAUUUUUUAAAAAUCUGGUUAUAGAGCUUGAUAAAUCAAUUUAUGGACCAGAAAACCACCUUGUUGAGUGGCAUCGGACUACUUCUACACAAGAAACUGAUGGCUUUCAGGUAAAAAGACAAAUGGUUGGCAAUAUGGAAGUAAAGUGUCAAAUAUUUUUAAUGAUAGAUUAUAAGCCUCCACAGUUCAAACUAUCUUCUCAAUUAGCUCGGGUGUUAGGCAUCCACACACAAACACGACCUGUAAUAAUUGGUGCUCUUUGGCAGUAUAUAAAGCAAAAUAAACUUCAAGAUCAAGAAGAAAGAGAGUUUAUUAAUAAUGACAAAUAUAUGGCAGAAAUUUUCAGUUGUCAACGAAUGAAGUUUUGUGAAAUACCACAACGUUUACAGGCACACCUACUGCCUCCUGAACCUAUCGUAAUAACAUACAUGGUGAAUACUAUUGAAGAGAAGAAAUCGUCCUGUUAUGAUAUUGAAAUUGAAAUAGAUGAUUCCUUGCGCGAUAUAAUGCAAUCGUUUAUGCUAUCCAGUGCAAGCCAACAAGAAAUUACUACUUUAGAUGCAAAGAUCAAUGAAACCGUAGAAGGAAUUAAUCAGCUAAAAGUUCAUCGAGAUUUUUUCUUGUCUUUUGCAAAUAAUCCUCAAAAAUUUAUGAAUGAUUGGCUUACUUCUCAAUGUGCUGAUUUAAAGACAAUGACGGAUGUGGCAGGUAAUGCUGAAGAAGAACGUUUAUCAGAGUUUUAUAAUCAACCUUGGAUCGAAGAAGCUGUUCAUCGUUAUUUCUAUAGACAGAUUCAAACAAAACGCGCUGAGUUAGAGCAAGUACUUGGCAUAAGAAGCUAACAGACGUCAGAUUUCUACAAAACAAACGUAAGAUUUCAACAAAACAGGCGUCAGAUUUCUACUUAUCAAGUCCUUUUAGAAAUCACUUUUUCCCCAAUAUUUUUAUUUUGAAAUAAAAUCUAUUUAUUUGAA